Trypanosoma theileri is the source of this 1527-nucleotide messenger RNA. RefSeq names its product putative CBL-interacting serine/threonine-protein kinase 6. Bases 1 to 1527 code for a protein of 508 amino acids. Gene Ontology annotation, molecular function: ATP binding; protein kinase activity. Gene Ontology annotation, biological process: protein phosphorylation. The record is from RefSeq and is a predicted model, not a curated record. The transcript has a single exon. NCBI's taxonomy places the organism in Eukaryota, Euglenozoa, Kinetoplastea, Trypanosomatida, Trypanosomatidae.
AUGCCAAAAGUGGGGAGUUACCGUUUAGGCGAGAAGCUCGACAGCACCCCUAGCUCCACUGUAUACCGUGCCCAACAUGUGGAGACGGGUGUUCAGUACGCCGUGAAGGUGUUUGAGAAGAAACAAAUAGAACAGGACACAGCCCUGCGGGAACGUGUGCGGCGUGAGAUUUACGUGAUGAAACGCAUCUCCGCAGAUGUUGCGAAUGAGGCGGGCGACACAUUUAACAGUUCCACGCGCAGCACCACUACUAGUGCGAGUCCAGCCAUCACCCACACCACCAGCACGAACAAUAAUAAUAAUAAUAAUAUCUAUGCAUCUCCCAUUGGGACGACGGUGGAUAUGCAUAGUAGUGGUGGUAGUGGUGCCCCUCCUGGGCCCGUAGAGACUACUGGGAUUGGAGGAAAUAUAGUAUCUAGCGGCAGCAGCGGCGGCUCAGGCUGCGAUGGGGUGAUCACACUGACGGAGGUGCUGCAAACACCACGUGCGGUGUAUUUAGUGAUGCGAUUGGCCGGUGGGGGUUCCAUUGCGGCACUUGUCUCCCGCGGUGGUCCACUCCCCGCUGCCGUCGCCGCCGCGUAUUUUAAACAAACACUGCGAGCUGUUGCCUACUUACACGCCCGGCACGUGAUCCACCGCGAUAUAAAAGCAGAGAAUUUACUUCUUAGUGAAGAUGGCGCCCGAGUGUAUAUUGCGGACUUUGGACUCGCCUUAUUAGCCGAUCACGAUGCCCCACAGGCGGUGUGUGGGCGCUGCCGACACUGUGGACACCUCAUCGCCGCCUCGCCAAGCCCAUCGCCCACAAUUUACAUUCACUCCCACGCCAGCAACGGGGCCACCAGCACCGCCACCACAACGACGACUGGCACCAUGACGACCGCGACGAUUCCCACCAGCAACAACACCGGCACUUGGAUGAAUACAACCGCCACGGAAGGGUCCAUCAUGACAGACAACGCCAUCGUGGCGGGGAAUAACACAGACGGCGGGGAGAUUGGGGUGCGGCUGAAUCCACUUGUGAUGACGUGCCCGCACUGUGGGGUGCCGCAGUCCCGACACGCACUGAUUGAGUCCAUCUCGGGCACUCCCGGCUACGUCGCCCCGGAGGUGUUGCGGCCCGAUCUCCGAAUGGCCGCGACGGGUGGAAGUCGGCCGGGCGUGUUGGAUGGAUACGCAGCGGAUAUGUGGAGCUGCGGGGUCGUCUUGUAUUAUAUGCUGACCGCACGUCUCCCAUUCGAUCCAACCGCCACGGUAAAUCCUGUCAAUAAUCAUAAUAAUAAUAAUAAUAAUAAUAUUAGUGGUGGAGUCUAUUCGAAUGAAGGGAGUGCUGGGGAAACACGAUUGACGCCUGAAAACCUUCAAGAAAUGUACCGCCGCAUAGCCGCCACGGAGUUCACAAUUCCAUCAUUUGUGCCCCCGGGCGCAUGUGCGUUAAUACAGCGAUUGUUGUGUGCGGAUAGUGCUGCGCGGCCAACAGCGGAGGCGGCGUUAGAGGACCCGUGGCUCGCAAACUGUAAGAAUGUGUAG